Messenger RNA from Eruca vesicaria subsp. sativa (arugula), 1398 nucleotides. NCBI's taxonomy places the organism in Eukaryota, Viridiplantae, Streptophyta, Magnoliopsida, Brassicales, Brassicaceae. The record is from the annotation of a GenBank genome assembly.
AUGGCGGAUCUGACUUGUACGCCGUUUCUGUUCUAUCCAUUACUCGUCAUCGUCCUCUUCGUCUACUCCCUUAACCACCAUAACGGACUUCUCUCCACCGUCGUCAACGAUGAUCCUUCUUGUCAUCUCUCCGUCGCCUCUUCGUCCGUGUUCUCUUCCUUCAGAUUCUUUUCUUCUUCCUCUUGUCUCACCACUCUCAACAACACGUCGUCAUCAGAAGUUAGGGUGGUAGAUGAAGCGGCGGAGAGAAUCGAAGACGGUUUGGCGAUGGCGAGAGCCGCCAUACAGAAAGCUGGAGAAGUGAAUCUACGGAGGAAUGGUUCGGAUUUGGGAUUGAUAUCAAAAGGAUCUAUCUAUCUCAACGCUUUUGCUUUUCAUCAGAGCCACAAAGAGAUGGAGAAGAGAUUCAAGAUAUGGACAUAUAGAGAAGGAGAAGCACCUCUCUUUCACGAAGGUCCUCUCAACGAUAUUUACGCUAUUGAAGGCCAAUUCAUGGACGAGAUCGAAAACGGAAAAAGCCGUUUUGCGGCAGCUUCACCGGAGGAAGCCACCAUGUUCUACAUCCCUGUAGGGAUCGUCAGUAUCAUACGAUUUGUCUAUAGGCCUUACACUAGCUAUGCACGUGACCGUCUCCAAAACAUUGUCAAAGACUACAUCUCUCUUGUCUCUAACCGUUACCCUUACUGGAAUCGAACACGCGGCGCUGACCAUUUCUUCCUCUCCUGUCACGAUUGGGCACCUGAUGUUUCAACAGUAUAUCCAGAACUAUACAAGCAUUUCGUGAGAGCUCUAUGCAAUGCCAAUGCAUCCGAGGGGUUCACACCCGUGAGAGACGUUUCAUUGCCGGAAAUAAAGAUUAAAUUCGGUAAAUUAGGGUCUACACACGACGGAGAACCGCCUCAAAACCGCAAACUCUUGGCGUUUUUUGCGGGCGGUUCUCACGGAGAAGUCAGGAAAAUUCUUUUCCAACAAUGGAAAGAAAAAGACAAAGAAGUCCUUGUCUACGAGUAUCUCCCCAAGACCAUCAACUACACCAAAAUGAUGGAUCAAGCGAAGUUUUGUCUAUGUCCGAGCGGUUGGGAAGUAGCUAGUCCAAGAAUCGUGGAGUCUCUUUACUCUGGUUGUGUUCCGGUCAUCAUAGCUGAUUCUUACGUUCUUCCAUUUAGCGACGUGUUGAACUGGAAGAGAUUCUCGGUUCAGAUUCCGGUAGGGAAGAUACCGGAGAUAAAGAAGAUUCUAGAAGCGAUAACGGAAGAGGAGUACUUGGAGAUGCAGAGGGGAGUUCUUGAGGUUCGAAAACACUUUGUUGUAAACAGACCAUCGAAGCCAUAUGAUAUGUUGCAUAUGGUUUUGCAUUCGCUUUGGUUACGGAGGCUUAAUGUUCGGAUUCCUUUUUAA